CCUCCGCCGUACGGGUAGAAAAGUUCGAGAUAGGAACCAUUUUAAGAAUGCAAAUGUUCAAAGGGAUACUCGUGCUUUUAUUUGGCAUAUUACUAUGCACUGAAAUAGCACAGUCUCAUGAGGAAGUAAAGAAAGAAGAGGAGAAUCUAUCAUCGGAGGAGGAAGAAAACCCCGAAGCUAACUCAAUACAAGGUCGCAAGAAACCAAAAUCUAAAGAAGAGGCAGAAGCCGAACAUAAAACGCUUUACCCUGAAGAAUAUUCAGAUGGUGUCCAGGGAGAUAUGGAUUUGACCCCAACUGAGCUUGCCGAAUUAAAGAAUAUUGCAGCACAAGAUAGAGAACUGAAUGCUAACUUUGGUAAAUACAGAGCCGUUGCUCUUAACAGUGCCUAUUGUGCGCACUACUGCUGGAAAUAUUAUGGCACUGGCAUAGUUUACUAUUACGUCCCUGAUGAUUUCAGAGGCAGAACUGCAGAGGAAGGAAAUGGUACAAAUACUCCUCUACAGGUCCUCAGAGCUGCGAUGGAUGAAAUAGAAGAGGCUGCAUGCAUUAACUUUAUUGAAUACAAAUCAGGCGAUACACCACGUCCUUAUUACGUUUUGGUCGAAUACGGAACCGGAUGCAGUGCUGAGCUCGGACUAAGGUACAAGAGCGGUCAAAAGCUGUCUUUGGGUCAAUAUUGCACGCUCAAAAUCGGCACGGCCAUUCAUGAGGUGCUCCAUACUCUAGGCUUCUACCACGAACAUACGCGAGAGGAUAGAGAAACCUCCAUUGACCUACAUCUCGAAAAUGUAGACGCAGCCAAACUCAACAAUUUUGAAAAAGUAAGUGAUGUUUAUGUGGACAGGAGUGACGAUUAUGACUGUGGGUCUGUAAUGCACUACUCACCAAUUUCAUUUAGCAAGGACAAACUAACGCCCGUGAAAACAAUUACAGGAAAGACAUCCGCUUGUGAGCAAAAAAUGGGACAGAGAGAUGGACUUAGUGCUUCAGACAAAAUCAAAUUAGUUCAAACUUAUGGAGCCAGGUCAUGUCGCCCAAGAUAGUGUAGGGCGGAUCUAGAAGAACGAUGCUGUAGUAAACUGCCUGCUAUAGUUAAACUCAGGAUGAAUUUUCCAUGUAUUAAGAGAAAUAAAUAUUAUGAGUAUUUUAUUGAAAAUAGUACCAUGAA
Molecule: messenger RNA, 1171 nt
Organism: Owenia fusiformis
Lineage: Eukaryota; Metazoa; Annelida; Polychaeta; Sabellida; Oweniidae
Source: the annotation of a GenBank genome assembly